UAUGCUUCCCCGUGCCACUAUGCUGCCCCGUGCCACUAUGCUGCCCCGUGCCACUAUGCUGCCCCGUGCCACUAUGCUGCCCCGUGCUACUAUGCUUCCCCGUGCCACUAUGCUGCCCCGUGCCACUAUGCUGCCCCGUGCCACUAUGCUGCCCCGUGCCACUAUGCUGCCCCGUGCCACAUGCUGCCCUGUGCCACUAUGCUGCCCCGUGCCACUAUGCUGACCCGUGCUACUAUGCUUCCCCGUGCCACUAUGCUGCCCCGUGCCACUAUGCUGCCCCGUGCCACUAUGCUGCCCCGUGCUACUAUGCUUCCCCGUGCCACUAUGCUUCCCCGUGCCACUAUGCUUCCCCGUGCCACUAUGCUGCCCCGUGCCACUAUGCCCCCGUGCCACUAUGCUUCCCCGUGCCACUAUGCUGCCCCGUGCCACUAUGCUGCCCCGUGCCACUAUGCUGCCCCGUGCCACUAUGCUGCCCCGUGCCACUAUGCUGCCCCGUGCCACUAUGCUGCCCUGUGCCACUAUGCUGCCCCGUGCCACUAUGCUGCCCCGUGCUACUAUGCUUCCCCGUGCCACUAUGCUGCCCCGUGCCACUAUGCUGCCCCGUGCCACUAUGCUGCCCCGUGCCACUAUGCUUCCCCGUGCCACUAUGCUGCCCCGUGCCACUAUGCUGCCCCGUGCCACUAUGCUGCCCCGUGCCAC
Molecule: messenger RNA, 699 nt
Organism: Closterium sp. NIES-67
Lineage: Eukaryota; Viridiplantae; Streptophyta; Zygnematophyceae; Desmidiales; Closteriaceae
Source: the annotation of a GenBank genome assembly